This is a messenger RNA of Bombus terrestris (buff-tailed bumblebee), 1171 nucleotides long. RefSeq names its product ubiquitin-like protein 5 (gene ubl). NCBI's taxonomy places the organism in Eukaryota, Metazoa, Arthropoda, Insecta, Hymenoptera, Apidae. Bases 757 to 978 code for a protein of 73 amino acids. Gene Ontology annotation, molecular function: protein tag activity; protein binding. Gene Ontology annotation, biological process: protein modification process; mRNA splicing, via spliceosome. The transcript is spliced from 3 exons. The record is from RefSeq and is a predicted model, not a curated record. Gene Ontology annotation, cellular component: cytoplasm; nucleus.
GGAAGAUUUUAAUAUUUUUACAAUUAUCGGGAUUUGACCCCUUGCUCAGCGAUAAAACUCUUUUUUUACGUUGUUUGAUUUACAUAUAUUCUCGAUUUUACAUAACAAAACGUGAUUUAUUUCAUAUCCAAUCGAGAAGGUUGUUAAUAAUUUAUGUUAAUAGAUAUAGGUCUGAUUUGUCUUUAUACGUGCUUAUGGUAAAGAAAGUAAUCUGCAUAAUAUGCAGAUUAACGAAUGACUACAAAUAGUUAUCAGUAAUAAUCAAUAAAUUUAUUAUCGAACUUCUUUUGUUCAUUGUCUCGACUACACUUUGUAUAAUUCAUAUUUACCACUACUAGAUUGCGACAGUAUAAAACAUUCUUAACAUUUACGCUACGGGGAGCCACUUAACCUCUUCGGUACGAACACGGUACAAGUGCCGGCUAUAGUCGACAUCCUCUGCAUAUUCAUGGACGAGGAUCGAUGUGGCGUCGAUUAAAGUUAACAAUAACAAUAACAAUAUGCAAACGUUCUUGCUGUUACUUGGUCGUCAAGUAAUAUUUAUUACUUAUUAGUGAGACUAUCUCCGGGCUCUGCUCGGACCAGCGUCAUAUCGGAGAGGUAAACGACGUAUACGGUCAUUAAAUAUAUUAAGGGCGGAUUCAUAUGACAAUCAAGUUCACUUGCCAGCGUUACAGGAGUAUUUCGUUUUAGUAGAAAUACACGUCAAUAAAAUUUUCUCUCUGGUUGUAGUAACGUUAUAAUAUACUGUAAAAAAUGCUAGAAAUAACAUGUAAUGAUCGUCUUGGUAAAAAAGUUAGAGUUAAAUGCAAUCCAGAUGAUACAAUAGGGGAUUUAAAAAAAUUAAUAGCAGCCCAAACUGGAACUCAUUGGGAAAAAAUAGUUUUAAAAAAGUGGUACACUAUAUUUAAGGAUCACAUAAAAUUACAAGAUUAUGAAAUUCAUGAUGGCAUGAAUUUAGAACUGUAUUAUCAAUAAUUAAUAAUUAAUAUUAUAUAAGUUAAUGUUAUGUAUAUAUAUAAUAACAGUAAUAGUAAAUUUUAUAUUUAAACAUUUUUGAUUUUGUAUUUUACAUGGUAUUUAAGUAUGUAAUGUAUAUAAUAACUAUACAAUAAACAAACAUAAAUAACAACAACAAAGACAAUCUUAUCUUAAAUUCUUGAUACUAAUU